CCAAACCGACAAACCGAACCGAACCAGAUUGAAAUUCUUACUUUGGCUCGGUUCUUCGGUCAAAUCGGCGUGGUUCGGUGUAAAAUGUAGAGAAGUUUGGAGUUUGGUGAACAAUUUGGUUUAGGCAAUUGGAAAACCGAAAAAACCGAAAAACCGAACCAACCGAAUAUCCAAAACUACGUCGUUUUAAGUAGGGUUAAUACACUCCUUAAAAAUAUGAAACCGGCGUCGUUCUGCUCCCCUAUAUAUACACUCUUUAAAGAAAAAAAACCCUAACACUCUCAUUUUAACACAGCCUCUCACUCUCUCAGCCUCCAUCGUUUCCAUUCUCUCUAAGACUCUAACUCUCCCCUUUCCCUCGCUUACAAAAUUGAAACCCUAGAUGAUAAAAUCUCUCUGAUUCUUCAAUUUCUCUCUGAUUUCUUCAAUCUCUCUGUGAUUGUUCAAUCUCUCUCUGAUUCUUCAAUCUCUCUCUCUCUGAUUCUUCAAUCUCUCGUUGAUAUUAUCUUCAAAUCCUACACUAUUUACUAUUUAGGCAUAGCAAUUUCCCAUGGCAAUCUCGCGCUGACCCAGUGAAUAUUUGGUGGAAGCCCUCUUUGGACAAGAUGAUCUUUUAACCGGCUGAAUGUUGAGUGAAUCAUUGGUGGAAGCCCUUCGUUUGACGUAUGAUCUGUUGAUCUGCUGAAUCUUUUCUGAUCAGUUGCAUCCUCUUGUUUAAAUGGGUGAUCAUGAACAACAAGCUACUGGUGUUGGUGGUUGUGAUGGGCUUGAUGACUCUAGUCCUGACUUUGAGUUAUCCCUGUCCUCCCAGCACCAGCAAGAUGUUGUUGGUGAGGAGCCUGUGGCUGUGGAUGUGGGCUCAUCUCAGCCCUCUCAACAGCAACAAGCUGAUGCAACUACUGCUGCCACUGGAGGUAAUCCAGUAGUAGUAGAAAAAAAAAGAAAGCAGAUACCGGUAAGAUCUAAGGUUUGGGACCAUUUUGAGCGCAUUGUUGAUGAAUAUGGGAAAUUGCUUAUGGCUAAAUGUAUAUAUUGUGCUAGAGUAUAUCACUCUGACACUAAAUUGAAUGGCACUUCCACACUUAGAGCACAUAAUAUGGCAUGUCUUAAAAACCCUCAUAGUAAAGACACUAGGCAAUCUCUGUUAACUUUACAACCUGCUGUGAAAUUUGAUGAAAAUGAAGGGAAGGGUCAGUUGGGAACAUGGAAGUUUUCACAGGAUGCUGUUAGGGAUGCAUUGUCUUACAUGAUUAUUGUUGAUGAACUACCUUUCAGAUUUGUUGAGGGUUUGGGUUUUAAGAAAUUCAUGCAUGCUGCUUGCCCUAGGUUUCAUAUUCCAUCUAGAUGGACUAUAAAUAGAGAUUGCUAUCAAAAGUAUCUGGAUGAGAGAUUGAAACUAAAAACUGUUUUCAAAAACCAGAGUCAAAGAGUUAGUAUAACUACUGAUACCUGGACCAGUAUUCAGAGAGUCAAUUACAUGUGUGUUACAUGUCACUGGAUUGAUAGUGAGUGGAAGCUGCAUAAAAGAAUUAUCUCUUUUGUUCCAGUUUGUGGUCAUAAGGGUGAUUAUAUUUCUAAAACUUUAGAAAAUUGUUUGCUUCAGUGGGGUUUAAAGAAUGUUUUUACUGUGACAAUGGAUAAUGCUGGCAGCAAUGGCACAGCUAUUGCUGCAUUUAAGAAAAAGAUGAUUGUUUGGGGCACUGAUGUAUCUAAAUGCCAGUAUUUGCAUAUGAGGUGCAUAGCUCAUGUGCUUAAUUUAGUUGUUUCUGAUGGUUUAAAAGAAAUGAACUUGUCAGUUAAGAAGGUUAGGGACUGCAUCAGAUACAUUAGGAACAGUCCUUCUGGGCUUAAAAGAUUUAAUGACCUUGCUGCUGAAGCUAACCUUGGUACAAAAAAGUCCCUUUGUCUUGAUGUCCCUACAAGGUGGAAUUCCACCUACUUAAUGCUUGAUACUGCUUGCUUAUUGAAGUCAGUUUUUGAUAGUUAUGAGGAAGUUGAUGAACAUUUUAGAUCUGAUAUGGCUGAAAAUAUUCCUGGUUUUCUUGAUUGGCAAAUGAUUAAGAAGUUUGCUACUUGCUUGUCAUAUUUCUAUACCACAACAUUGCGUAUUUCUGGAUCCUUAUAUGUGACAUCUAACCUGCAUUUUCUAGAAAUAUGUGAUUUAUCUGUGUUGUUGGAUGAAAUGAUUUCAAGUGAAGAUUUUGAAAUUAGCCAAAUGGGCAAGAGAAUGAGGGAAAAGUUCAACAAGUACUGGGGUGACCCUCACAAGAUAAACAAAUUGAUUUUCUUUUCACAUAUUUUUGAUCCCACUUCAAAACUGAAUGAUCUGUUGUUUUCUUUAUCCAAUUUGUUUGGUGCUGAGCAUGGUCCUCUUCUGUUUGAUACUAUAAAGUCUGAGCUAACAGUUUUAUUUGAUGAGUAUCAAACUGGCUAUGUGAAUGGGGGUGCAUCUGGAAGCUUUCAGUCUGUUGGCCUUAGUCAGCCUGGUGCUGUUGUUGAUUCUGCUCAAAUGCCAAUCCUGCCACCUCCUGCUAAAAAACAUACUUCAUUGAUGAAGGCAAAAUUCAAUGAAUUUAAUAAGGAGAAUAAUACCAUGGGCAGCAAGAAAUCUGAGUUGGAAGUCUACCUGAGUGAAGCCCCGGUUGAUAAUGAUGACGGUUUCGAUAUUUUGAAGUGGUGGAAGCUGAACUCAGGUCGUUUUCCAAUCCUUUCGAGGAUGGCUCGAGAUAUACUUGCUGUCCCUAUCUCCACUGGUGCCUCUGAAUCUGCAUUUAGCACAUCUGGCAGGGUGCUUGAUUGUUUUAGGAGUUCUUUAACUCCAAAGUUGGUGGAAGCGCUGGUGUGUACUCAGGAUUGGCUCCGGGCAGAAACAACCCCUCUAGUGAUUGAGGAAUGCCUUGAUGAGCUUGAACCAUUUGAAAAAGAUUUGCCAAACUGAUGGAGUCCUUGAAGUUGGAUUCUCAGAUUUUUGUAUUUUGUUGGUGGAUGGAAGCAAAUGAAAUGGCAUGUAAUGCCUGUUCUGCUCACCCAAAGUUGUGCCUGAAUGCCUGUUCUGUUCCUGUGUGAGACUUUGCUUAAGAAUUUGAAGCUGCAUUCUGAAAACUGAAAGGACUAAAAGGUGGAAGCAAGUAAACCUUUACUGUUUUAAAUUUCAUUUUGAAGUUUUAAAUUGCAUUUAAACACUUAUAUUUCAUUUUUAAUUUUGCCUAUUAAACU
Molecule: messenger RNA, 3216 nt
Organism: Mercurialis annua (annual mercury)
Lineage: Eukaryota; Viridiplantae; Streptophyta; Magnoliopsida; Malpighiales; Euphorbiaceae
Product: zinc finger BED domain-containing protein RICESLEEPER 2-like
Exons: 5
Coding region: 719-2938 (739 amino acids)
Molecular function (GO): protein dimerization activity; DNA binding
Source: RefSeq, a predicted model, not a curated record